Messenger RNA from Psilocybe cubensis, 2340 nucleotides. RefSeq lists its product as uncharacterized. The record is from RefSeq and is a predicted model, not a curated record. NCBI's taxonomy places the organism in Eukaryota, Fungi, Basidiomycota, Agaricomycetes, Agaricales, Agrocybaceae. The transcript is spliced from 6 exons. The coding region runs from base 1 to 2340 and encodes 779 amino acids.
AUGCUGAAGUGGGCAGGCCGAGGACACGAUGCUCGUGGGGCGGCAGGAACACUACCAGGAGAAUUGAUCGUGAAAUGCCCCUCCUGUCCACACCCCGGUAUCAACUUACCUGACAAUUGGAAGGAUGCUCCGGAUAACCUAAGGUUCCUAUAUGCGGUCAUGAUAUGUCUCGAUGCAAAUUUCCGCCUCAAAAAUCAAAUGGUAUCGAACUACUCCCAGGAUCCUGGCCUGGGCCUGGGACUUGCAUAUAUGAUCCACAGAGACAAAUAUGAGAAAUAUGUAAAAAGCAAGGCGAAUGAGAAGGAUAUUAGCACCUGCGUUGGAUUUCAAGCACUGGCAAAGGCAAAUAGCAAGUUUUCGAAGGGACUGAGAUAUACAGGAGUUGGUAUGGGUGUAUGCGGGAGGUCAGAGAUGAUUUUAGGGGUUGGAAAUCUCCACAAGGGUGAACGGUAUGCUAACAUGGAUUAUAUUUUCGGAGUGAUUCUUCAAGCAAUUGCGGUCACCGCCGUUCUCGCUAGCUAUGAUAUUGCAUGUCAAUGGUUUCUUAACCUCCUAAGACGGAUCCAGGAGGAUUGGCCACCGGAAAUCAAACCAUCGUCAGCCAUCCAGUUUACACCAGCAAUUCCAAAACUUCACGCCUCUAUGCACAAGCAGUCACACUCUAACCACGACAUCUAUUCCCUCAACCUCAUUCCUGGUGUUGGACUAUCCGAUGGCGAGUGUCCGGAACGAGUUUGGGGGCCACAUAAUGCCCUUGGAAAUGCCACCAAGACCCAAGGCCCCGGAGCGCGACAAGAUACUCUAGAUGACCAUUUUGGAUUUUGGAACUGGAUGAAAUACUCGUCAAUGGGUACAACCCUUUUGCGACGUUAUAGGCAGGCUGUUGCGGACCGAAAUAUGCAGUCUGAAGGGCAUCGCGGUUUAACUGAAUCAUUAGAAAAAGAAAACAAGGAGUUGGUUGCAACAUGGGAGAAAAUGUGCAUUGAGUGGGAGAAUGACUCUUUUCCAAAGAAAACCGCAAAAAACCCGUACUACAUGCCAAGUUUUACUCUUUCUGAGGCCCAGGUUAAAAAGCAGCUUGCUGAGAAAGAUGCAGAAUACAUUGCUCAAGGAGGAGCAUUUCCUCACGCCACGACCGCCUCAAUGUUUAUUGCACUCGGGCUAGAGCUUGAGGAAGCAAUCCGUCGUGUACGUCGGCUUGCUAAGGGUGUUGGGUCUCAGUCAACAAUCAGACAGUCUGGGUCUCUGACCGAGCAACGAAACUCGUUAGCAACUCGGAUUCGUUCCUGGGAGCAGCUGCUACCUGUUUACAUGCCGGGCAUUUUACAGUACCGCACAGAUUAUCCGGUUACCACUCGCUCUAUCAAUUCCGAAGACACAAUCCUUUAUCUUCCUUCUUUCGUACCUGAGCCUCACCGUUCUCGCAUCUGUGUCCCAGGCCUGGCUCUUAUAGAGCAGGAACUCCGAUUUGCACAACUCUCGGACUCGCUAUCCUCCAUUCGACAAAUUCUUAUCAUCAAAUCACGCAUGAUCGAUUUCAAAAAUAAGAACAUUCGGGGCCAACGGGAUGGGACUCGGUCGACUACAAUCAUUGACCGGGUACACGAAAGAGCUCGUUUUGCAGCUUCAAAGUAUCGUGCUGCGCGUAUCGCAUAUCUGGCAUUAGCAGGAGAAGGUGACUGGAUGGAAACAUACCAGGUUUUGGAGGAUAAAGAUGUCCGAGGGUAUCAAGACCCAAACAGGUUACGCACGCACGUGGGCAGACGGGGUAUAUACGAGGAUGGGCAUGAGCCGAUUGCUGGUGGAAGAGAGGAGGUCGAGACAGAGGACGGAGUUACACUUUUGAACCAGCCAAGGAGCAGGAGGGAUGGAACUGGGGAGACGCGAAGAACCCUAUCUUGGAUAUGGUCGGUAAAUAUCGGUGUCCGCUCUGAAGAAGACAAAGACGAUAUUCUUCGUGUUGAGUGGGCGAAAAGCCGAGCCCGAAUGAUGCGUGCUAAAGAAGAGGUCAUGCUGCUAAAAGAAGAAAUGAGACGCACACUCGCCUUCUUGGAAUACAGGAAACAGUGGUGGCUCAAACGUAAAUCCGCAUGGACAGGUGUCCGUAAGGAUUUAUUGGAAGGUAUAUCUGCAUUUGCGAUUUCUCAGGCAGAUAUACAGGACUCUUUGGCUCAACAUUUUCGUGCCCUUUGGGCGACACCCUUGGUUGAUGGAUUUUCCCAGACGCAGGGGGAUGAUGUUGACGAUGAUGAGGCAGAAGGAGAAGAAAUGGAGGAAGUGGAGAUUCAGGAUAAUGAUGAGGAGGAUGUUGACGAUAUUGUAGAACACCCCCUGUUGUAG